This is a messenger RNA of Homarus americanus (American lobster), 4279 nucleotides long. Its product is annotated as titin-like. Lineage: Eukaryota; Metazoa; Arthropoda; Malacostraca; Decapoda; Nephropidae. The transcript is spliced from 20 exons. The record is from RefSeq and is a predicted model, not a curated record. The coding region runs from base 16 to 3120 and encodes 1034 amino acids.
UGCAGGUCGGACGGGAUGAAGGGACGAGGCACAGUCUUCAUACACGUCCCCCGGGGUCACACCUCCACUAUCCUCGUCACUGGCGGCGGCGACACCCCUCUCAUCGUCACCCAGGCUGGGCGGACGAGCGGGCUACAGGAGGGCGAUGAGGUGGUAGGCGUCGACGGAGCUUCCACCACCCUAUGGAGCAGCAAACUCCUCCACCAGACACUCCGUCAGGCCUCCGAUGUCAUCCUCGAGGUGAUCAGGGAGAUGGGAGACAGCGUGGCGUCGGCGGUGGUGCGGCAGGAGGGGGCGACCAUCCAGACCGUCAGUAAGACUGUGCAUGAAACAGACGGGUUACGUGUUGUUGGUGCCCGGGUCUUGUCCGAGAGUGGUAAGGUCGAAUCCUCUGUAGAAUUCCCCAUGAUUACACCCCCAAGUUCGGAACCUUUAGCUACUUCAACCUACUCCUGCAACCAAAGCAUGGCUCACUCUGUUACUCCCGAGACACAAGAGCACUCGGUAUCCACCCUCGAGAGGAGCCACAUGGAGGCAUCAAAAGAAUCCGCCGUCCGCAUGGAAUCUGUGAUGGAGGGCGUCAGCCAAUCAUCACAGUCCAUUAAGAGCUGCAGCCAAUCAUCACAGUCCUUCCAGAGCUCCAGCCAAUCAUCACAGUCCAUCCAGAGCGCCAGCCAAUUAUCACAGUCCAUCCAGAGCGCCAGCCAAUCAUCACAGUCGAUUCAAAGCGCCAGCCAAUCAUCGCAGUCCAUCCAGCGCAUCAGUCAGUCAUCACAAUCCGUCCAAGGCGUCAGUCAGUCACAAUCGAUCGAAGGUGUCGUCCAUUCACAGGCCAUGGAAGGCGUCAGCCAAUCGCAGGCCAUCGAGGGAGUCAGUCAAUCUCAGUCAAUCACGGAGGCGCCCGCUGAAGUCCCCGCAGUGAGUCAGUCUCAACCCGAGCCACAGACAGUAGACGAAAACGCUAACUCUAUCCAAGAGCAACAGGAGACUCUCGUAGAACAACCAGCUGCCGAACCAGAACCUAUUAAAGAACCGGAGCCUAUUGUAGAACCAGUCAAAGAACCGGAGCCUGUAGUAGAACCAGAACCUAUUAAAGAACCGGAGCCUAUUGUUGAACCAGUCAAGGAACCGGAGCCUGUAAUAGAACCAGUCAAAGAACCAGAACCUGUAGUAGAACCAGAACCUAUUAAGGAACCGGAGCCUGUAAAAGAACCAGUCCAAGAACCGGAGCCUAUAAUAGAACCAGUCCAAGAACCGGAGCCUGUAAUAGAAUCAGAGCCGGUGGUGGAAGCUGUGGCUGAACCCGAACCUAUUAUUGCUACUGCACCCGAACCCGCCGCACCCCCCGACCCCGAGCCCGUGAUUAAAGAAGCUCCAGUAGAACCCCCUCCUGUCGUCGUGGAAGUGGAGGAGAUUAGCCAGGAGAACAUCAAGACCCAGCUGCAAGAGAUCAUCAGUGAAAUAGAACAGGAGGUGGUGUCAGAGCAACAAGAGGAGGAGGAGGAGGAGGUACAGAUACAGGCGGGUCAUGAGGUGGUGAAGGAGGUGGUAAAAGACGAGGGAGAUCAACCCGUGGAGGUAGAGGAGGGGGAGGAGGUCGAGUAUUACGAUGAGGAUGGCGUGUUGCAUCACACAUGGAAACCCAAAGGGAAAUAUGAGGUGCCAAAGACGACCGUCACGUACGAGGAUGUUGUGCCCAUCAGUGUACCCGAGGUGCAGUUUACCGAGGUGGAACCCAAGCCAGAACCACCCAAGCCUCAGCCGCAGCCGCAGCCACAGCCGCAGCUACAGCAGGUGGUGGCGCCUCAGAACCUGCAGGGUAUGACCAACGGCGGCUUCUCUCCCGGGGCCCUCUCUCCCAUCGAGAUCCCCGAAGGCAUACCCCUCCUUGCUCGCAUCCUGCCCAAGGUUGACCAUGGAGAGGAAGGGGACAAAAAAAUUAGCCUGGAGAGACUGUUUACCCCAGCUACUGAUUCUGGGGACAUGACGCCGUUGAAAAGUACGUCCAAGAAGGCCUACGCCUCCUCCUCCUUCUACCGCCCUGACCACCCGACCAUCGAUGACCAGGUGGAGUUGGCGCAGCGGAUCUCCUUCUCGUUGGUAGACGAGAAUAAUAAGAUGAGCCGCGGACAGUCCAUGUACAUGAAGCGGAAGAAGAGGUCCAUGCGCUGGAUCCAUCAAGGAGGCGAAGGCGAGGAGGACUACUCAGGACCUGGAUCUGGAACUGAAGGAGUCGAGGAUGAGGUUACUCCACGAGCCCCGACGUCACGUCGUCCAGUCUCCAUGCCUCCCCUACACGAUACUGAAGGCAAGAAACCGGCCAUGAAGUUGUUGAUGAAUCCCAAAGGCGUGCAAGACUUCCACGCAGUUCAGGAACAUUACCAGACCCUCAUGAACGCCGCGCCUCCCAGUCCCGAGGUGGGCAAGAUAGUGACAGAGGUACAGAGCCCAACCGGGAAAGGAGCGGAACUCUUCGCUAAAAGGAAGAAGCGGAUGGACAAAUUUAUUGUGGACGAGACGACGGUGCAAAAGGCGCAACAGCAGACCACCACCAUGACCCAGCAGUCGUUCAGCAGCUCUUCCAACUUCAGCAGCAGCAGCACCGGCACCAGCAGUUAUAGCACCAAGAAACAAGCUGAACUUGAGCGGGACCGACAACAGGAACAAAUCUUGGAGCAGUUUCUGAGGAGCCGGGAGUCGAGCAUCACCAUGGUGAAGACGCCGUGGGAAGCAGCCCUAGAGACUGGAUGUGCCGCUAAUGCCUUCGACGAUAAGAGAAAGAGGAUGCAGUUGGCAGACACCGUGUGUGAACGAGCGGACGCAAAAGCAGCAGGAGCGCCCUGGUUGGAGAUGCCCAAACCCGUGCCUCUUGCCGCCCCACAGUUCUCCGCGCCACCACCACUUGCCUCAGGCACCGGAGCCAUCUAUACGGCCGAGGUGAAGGUCGUGCAGCGCGCCUCCCUACCGCCUACACCAGUCAUUGACUUACCCCAGCACUCUCUGCUAGAACUCAUGACUGAUGAUAAGGAUGACAAACGUCGCUCCAUGAGCUUCAACCUCGCUGCCAAGGGGUGGGGCACCUACAAUAAGUUCUACACGCCGGUCACCUUCGCCACGUAGAAGUUACAACAUUAGGUGCUCGACAGUCUACAAGAGCCUCGGUUUAACGGUGGCGAGAAAACAUCCCAACUAACUCUGCUGGGUUUCAUAAUUAAUUAUUAUUUGUACAGUGAAUCAUUCAUUUGCUCUAAACCCAAUAUAAAUUGUUUGAAUGCUAUUCAUUUGUUUCUUGCCCUAACAAAUUAUUUCAACCGCUGUGAAUUUACCACCUGACGAAUUUUCUUUUCUUUUUUCCUCUUUCUUUUCUUUCUAUGGGUAAAUCGUGGUCAGAAAAAUGUUAUUUUUGGGUUAGUUAUCCAAUCCCUGUUGAGUUUCCUUUUUAUUGUAUAGUUCAGUCAUAAAUUUUGCUUAGAUUGGAAAGCAUUCAUAAUCGUUCUCAAGUAGGGAAAUAGGAUCUUUGAAUUUACCUCACACAGAAAUGUCCAUUGUCUAGUUCUGGCUAUUGUAUAAUUAUUUGUAGUGCUCUGCGAUGGCGAUGAGUGUCCUUUUGUGAUAAGUAUAUAUUAUUAAGUUCCUCCUAUGUUCUGAUGACUGAAACUGCUGCCGCAACAGUUUCUCAAGGGAUGAUACCCAGUACAGGUAAUAUAGCCUUGCUUCUCCCUCUAAUUCUCAGAGGCCAAAGCACUCCACCCCAUAUUGCUACAUUCUAAAACCUCACUUGAACAUUUGUAAAUACCGAACCAUAUAUCUUCCUUUAAAAAAAAUGAUUCUAAAGUAUUGAUCUCAGGUGAGGUUGACGAGUGUGGGAAAAUAGUCAAGGUAUCAAGGACUGUUUUAACCUUUGUUGUGCAUUUUGGGUGCUAGCAGGUCCGCGGUGCCCUGCAGCUCUGUGCGUCCCUGGCUCACAAGAACUCGCCCGCGUCUUAUGUACGGAAGUUGAGUAUUGUUUCUGAUUACACAUCAAUAUAUUUUCCAGCCAUUUGCUUAAUAACUGUACCUUCAUCAUCUCACUGCUGUGUGGUGAAAGAAAUAAGUUUAUCAAUUUCCGUAGACAAGACGGUUUACGCUUGCCCCCCCGCGCUGGGCUGCAUGACGCACUGGUGUUAGGUGGUCCUUGUUGGCUGUCAACUGAACCACCCACACCACGCCUACGGGCCUGUUCACACUGCACUGCCUAAAGCUAUGUAUCUUGUGGACAAAUAAAACAUGUACUGUACUA